Molecule: messenger RNA, 1788 nt
Organism: Trematosphaeria pertusa
Lineage: Eukaryota; Fungi; Ascomycota; Dothideomycetes; Pleosporales; Trematosphaeriaceae
Exons: 3
Coding region: 308-1351 (347 amino acids)
Source: RefSeq, a predicted model, not a curated record
CACGUCCUCUUCUGCAGCCUUUUCGAUAGGCCUGGGCCUAUGCGGGCUUCGCGCGUGCGUGGUUUUGGACGAGUUUCAGCCUUUUCGUGGCAGUGUUGCGGUGGGCGGUGAAUUGUGUGGUGAGGGAUGAGGAAGGCGCUUGCGGGCGGAGGCUUGGGGGCGGGUUUUAUAGAGGAGAGUGCCUCGCGCGGUAUUGUGGCCUCCAUUUUCGUCUUUUGAUUGUCGGCCUGGGCAACAACCAGGGUUUAUUCAGCGGGGACACGAUCAUCUGCUUUCAGCACGUAGGAGUGCAUAGAAGAGCUUCCAGAUGCCAGCGCCAGGAUCCACGCUUAAGCCGCGAUGGCCAGCAGUGCCAUAUCCGAUGAAUAAUGGCACACAGGCGAGAACAACAUCCAAGCCGCCCGAUAUCCCGAACGCUGUUCGAGAGACACCGUCCAUCAUACCAACACCAAUCUAUACGUCUGUCGAAGUCAAGCCCGCCGACCAGAUACCACGGACAUCAAGCCAUGCUCCGGUUCCCAGCUUCCCUGCAGCCGCUCCAAUGGCGGCAACGCUAUUACAAGGCUAUUGUACCGAACCCGCAUACACUAUAAUCGAUGGACCAACAGCGGUGUGGAUUCCGGUGGUAGGGUGCAUAUCUUCGAAGGCGGAUUGUUGUCCGACGCCAACUGCUGGCGGAGGAGCUGCGGCAAUGACGACGGGCACAGGUGGAGAUCCUGCUCGGGAUAACGGAGCGCAGUUCCCGAUAUCUUUCCUGCCGAGCCAGGGAACGUUGACCGGAUGCCCAAAGGAUUAUCAUACCGUUGGUGGAACGGCGUGCUGUCCUUCAUCAUACUGGCUAUGGAGUACCUCGCUGGGAGGCCAGGUACCAUGCUAUUCGUCCCUCUCUGCGAAGCUCACCCCUCCACCCAUCCCGGACACGCUCGUCAACGGCGGCAGCGAGCGCAAGACGGGGUCUCUCUUCACCACCACCCCUACCUCCGUUCACGCUUCCGCGCUCACCAUGUCCCAAAAACCAACACUGGCCAUCGUCAACAUCGCAUUCUCUAUGCAGUACCCUAUGGUGCCUCCACCAGAGCCGGCAUUGGCGAAAAAGGCGAAGAUCGGUAUCGGAGUCGGAGUUUCGGGUGCGGGAAUACUUUUGGUGGCGCUGCUCUGGUUUUUGAUCAGGAAGUUCUUCGCACAUCGCAAAACGAAGGGUGAUCUGAGGCAGAUGCAGGAGACGAGCGUGUCGCAUCGGUUUAGAAGCGAUGUGGAUACGAGCCGCGUCGCACAUGAGCCUGCUGGAGUCGCGAGGACGUUCGGCGGCAAGAAGUAUGCCAGUGUAGCGGCUAGAGGUGUCAACUUUUAAUGGGUGGGCUUUCGGGAUUCCCUUGAUGAGGGUAAAUAAGAUUGUGGAAUGUCCUUGCUGGAAGAAAGAAUCGGGAUCCUGCUAGCCAGAGGGCCGGUAUCUGAUUGGCACCCAAGCCAAAAAGAAAGUUUAUCCAUCGCACAUGGGUCGAAAACACUGCGCAAUGGCUUCGCGAGAGCCGCUCCUUCGUUUGUAGCGAGGAAUAUGGUAGAAAGACUGGCCUGGAUUGUUUGCGGUUAGACUCAUUCCAAGCUAAAGCCUUGAUGUCCUAUAUCUUGAUUAAUCGAUGUUGCUGAACGAGUGUAGUGGUGGGAGCAGGCCUAUCCGGCAGCUAGGAGGAAUAUGAUGUACUUAUUGGCAAAGUCUAACCGGCGAUUUAUCGAGAGGGUGGGGUGGUUGAGCCACUGGGCACGACUUUUGCUGGUGCGAUAGGGCUC